Messenger RNA from Camelina sativa (false flax), 710 nucleotides. Its product is annotated as eukaryotic initiation factor 4A-6-like. Lineage: Eukaryota; Viridiplantae; Streptophyta; Magnoliopsida; Brassicales; Brassicaceae. The record is from RefSeq and is a predicted model, not a curated record.
AUGGGUGCGGGCAAACACAAGUACCAGUUUAUAUUCUUAAGAAAACGACCCAGCAACCACAAGUACCAGGUUGGAGUAUUCUCAGCAACGAUGCCACCAGAAGCUCUUAAUAUCACAAGGAAAUUCAUGAGCAAACCAGUGAUGAGAAUCUUGGCGAAACGUGAUGAGCUCAAACUUGAAGGUAUCAAGCAAUUCUACGUGAACGUGGAGAAAGAAGAGUGGAAGCUCUCGACUCUCUGCGAACUUCAUGAGAUUAUAGCUGUCACUCAGAGUGUCACCUUCGUCAACACUCGUCGUAAGGUUGACUGGCUCACAGACAAAAUGAGAAGCCGUGACCACACAGUCUCAGCAACUCAUGGAGACAUGGACCAAAACACAAGAGACAUCAUCAUGAGAGAAUUCAGGUCUUCCUCUGGUAUUCUCAUCACAACUGAUCUCUUGGAUCGUGAUAUUGAUGUGCGGCAGAAAGUCUCUCUGGUCAUAAAUUAUGACCUCCCAACUCAGCCAGAGAAUUACCUUCACCGUAUCGGAAGAAGUGGAACUUUCGGGACAAAGGGUGUUGCAAUUAACUUUGUGACUGAUGACGAUGAAACAGUGCUGUCUGAUAUUCAGAAGUUCUACAAUGUGGACAUUGAGGCGCUGCCUGAAAACGUGGCCGAUUUGCUGUGAAGAAGAAGAAGGGCUACUUGUUUGUAUCACUAGCUAUGUUU